CUGGAGGCGAGGCAGGAGGCAGGGGUGAGGGACAGGUGGUGUACAGGUGACGCUGCCGCCUGAUGAGUACACAGGUGAGAAGGAAGUGCCACGCCACCAUUCUGCCAAGGAGAGAGUGGCGCCGUGGCACUGCUCCUCAACGUCUUUCAUGGCACCCUAUGAUAAGAGAGAGAUCCCAAAUCAUACAAUGAAUUUGGGGGCAUCUGUACGUGUCAACAAGUGUGGGGUGUGUGUGUUGAUGACGCUGAUGGUGAUGGUAGUACUCCUCUACAAGUAUGGCAACAACACAGAGUUCAAGAGAGAAGUUGUGAGUUUGAGGAGCUUAUUGUCAGCGGCAAUAGAUGCUGCUGAACGAGGGGGUAGAGUUGUCUAUGAUAUUCGUGAGGCGGCCACCUUGCAUGAACAGAGUAAGGGCAAGACGAAAGAGGGAGCCAAUGAUCCAGUGACUGAUGGAGACAUUAAGUCCCAUCUUACAAUGUUCUUCUCCCUUCAGAAAUCCUUCCCUGCCAUCAAGAUAAUUUCAGAGGAGCACAGCCUCAAUGAUGUGGAUGUGUCCUCUGUGUCUCCAGCCGCUCUCCUCCAUCCUGAGGUGACGGCAGCCAUACCAGAAGACCAGAUGGUUCCAGCAGGAGACAUUCGAGUCUGGAUUGACCCUCUGGAUGCCACCCAGGAGUACACAGAAAACUUGAGAGAAUAUGUGACCACCAUGGUGUGUGUGGCAGUGAGGGGACAUCCUACCAUUGGGGUGAUUCACAAACCUUUUAGCAAGUCCACAGCCUGGGCCUGGGUGGGCAAAGGUGUGUCUCCUGCUCUGCGUCAGACAGGAAACCAGGGAGUGGUAAAGAAUGACAUUGCUCACAUCAUAGUGUCUCGCUCUCACGCUGGUGAUGUGAAGACGGUCGCCACUGCUGCAUUUGGCGAGAAGACUGAAGUUAUUCCAGCUGGAGGAGCAGGCUACAAGACCUUGGCAGUGGUGGAGGGAAAGGCAGAUGCGUAUGUACACUCCACAGCAAUCAAGAAGUGGGAUCUCUGUGCAGGAAAUGCUGUACUCUUUGCACUCCACGGCAACAUGACGACUCUGGGUGGUGAUCCUCUGGACUAUGGCAGCCAAGAAGAAUAUAAGAAUGAAGGCGGCGUCUUGGCCACGCUAACCAACCACACUUACUACCUUCAGAAACUCCAGGUUCUUGCUGGUAAGGCAGCAAAGGCAGCCUAAUGAGUUGAAUGGAAUCAUAUCCACGGUAUUUAUAUUCACUAGAUUUAAGGUCGAUACGAGAUAAUUUUUAUAUUGAUGUAUAUAUUUAUGGUAAAUUAUUUUUUAGUUUAAAAGUUGUUGAAAUAAAUAUUAUAUACGGAUUGCAGGGUUCUUGUGUUUCUUUAGGCAUAGUACAUCUAUAAUUUUGUUAAUGUGGUUUAAUACUGUAUAGAUGUGCCAUAGGUAAGUGACUACCAAUACCUGGAGGGUCUACAGAGUGAAUGCUAUUAAUGUUUUAUAUUAUUUUAAUGAAUUGAAUUGUAUUUUAUGCUCACCUUGUAUCAUGUUGUUAACCUUUUAUGAUAUUUAUGUUGGCUUUAAAUCAUCUUCAUAAUAUUCUUGGUGUUUCAUGUUGACUCUACAUUGGCCUCACAUUUCAAGCCACUUAUUCCAUAGAGUUACUGAAGUGUUGUUGAAUGGCUUCUAGAGGUACAGUAGCCAUGUUGGUCUCCCUUUGUGGUGUGUGUAUAGCAGGCCAAGGCACACAAGGAACAGAGAAGUGUUGAAUCUCAUAUUUCAUCAGCACUGUAACAUUACCAUGGAAUUGGAAUGCCUAGGAUGUUUGUUAAAGGGAGUUAAGUUGCUGCUGCUCAUUACACUUGUACCCUGGCAUGAUUCUCUUUACAGCUCUCUAUUUUCCAUUUUCUGUCUAUUUUAUUUUCCUUCAAAUCAGAUGCUGCUGAAAGUUUUUGUAUUGAAUUUGCUGCUUUAGUACAAUUUUCUUUGUUCUGAAAAGUUGUUUGUUUGAAUAGUGAGAGAGUAGGUGAGUGAAGAUUGUUGUUGAUGUAAGGCUGUUGAGCUUUUAUUUGAUAUGGUUUGAUUUUAAUAGAAGCUAGUUAAGAAUGAGCAAAUUAUGUCUCAGUGAUUAUCUUGGUAUGAUUGGUAACAUGUUGAAUUUGCAUUAUCUUGAGUGCUCUGUCAGGGUUCAGAAGGUCCUUCCUCUAGAUAAAUUUUCCAUAUUUUUAUGAUGCUUCUGUAGGAGUAUUGUACAUUGGCUGGCUAUAAGGUUUUGGGAAGGUGGAUAAUUCAAAUUGUUGGUUACAAAUUGUGAAGGAUGAGGCUCUAGUUGUGUUGAUUCUAUGUCAGGGACUUAAUCUACUGUGUUUUGUGCCUGUUUCAUUGACUCCUCAUACAGGCUAUUAUUUCCUGCUCUUCCCUUGGUUUUCUGGUUGGCUAGAAUUUUGUGCAGUGUUCCAUAUGCUAGCUCCUGUGGUAAAAGUGGGAGGUAGAAGUUGUGUUGUGAUAAGCAUUGUCUUCUUACCUGGGAAAUGUGUUGAAGAUCAGAAGACAUUGUCAGUCACAGUAUUGUUGACCCUUUACCCAUCCAGUCCAACUCUCCAAGUUGAUAUAUACAUAUAUGUACAAUGAAUUGUGUAUUGUACCUGAUAUUGAAUUCCUCUUAGACUGCACUUGUUAGCAGCAAUCAUGCCAAUGUAUUUCUCACUUGUCCUCUUUGGUGGUGGUUGAAUGCAGCUACAUAGAACUUAUUUCAGUCAUUCUGCUACAAUUAUGGGAUGUGCAGACCUACCAAUUAUGUUGUGAUGCAAGUGUUGUUGUCACCUUUGCUUUAACAGGAAGGUGUGCUGGGAUCAGUUACUAGCCCAACAUGUCUAGCCAAGGACUUAGGUAAUGUAAGUCAGGGGUGUAUGAUCUUGUAAAUGGGCAUUGAAUAAUGCAGGAAUAAACACAUUUACUUAAAAA
Molecule: messenger RNA, 2956 nt
Organism: Portunus trituberculatus (swimming crab)
Lineage: Eukaryota; Metazoa; Arthropoda; Malacostraca; Decapoda; Portunidae
Product: putative inositol monophosphatase 3
Exons: 7
Coding region: 149-1216 (355 amino acids)
Biological process (GO): phosphatidylinositol phosphate biosynthetic process
Cellular component (GO): endomembrane system
Molecular function (GO): 3'-nucleotidase activity
Source: RefSeq, a predicted model, not a curated record